Cokeromyces recurvatus is the source of this 1458-nucleotide messenger RNA. RefSeq lists its product as uncharacterized. Gene Ontology annotation, molecular function: phosphorelay sensor kinase activity. Gene Ontology annotation, biological process: phosphorylation; phosphorelay signal transduction system. Bases 1 to 1458 code for a protein of 485 amino acids. The transcript is spliced from 6 exons. The record is from RefSeq and is a predicted model, not a curated record. NCBI's taxonomy places the organism in Eukaryota, Fungi, Mucoromycota, Mucoromycetes, Mucorales, Mucoraceae.
AUGGCCAAAAAUAUUGCUUUAAAAGAUGCUCAAAAUAAACUAAAGUUUUUAGCCGACAUGAGUCAUGAAAUAAGAACUCCCAUGAAUGCUGUUAUUGCUUUAACUGAUUUAUUACUUCAAGAAAAAAACUUAUUAACCCGCGAACAAACCGAGCAUUUAGAAGUAAUUCAAACUAGUGGCAAUCAUCUCUUAACUGUCAUCAAUGAUAUUUUGGACAUUUCAAAAAUUAAUCAUGACCCAAAAUUCAAAUUAGAGUAUAGAAGAUUUAAUAUACGAAAAUGUGUUAAAGACGCUGUUAAUAUGGCUCGACAUCAAGCUUCAAUGAUACAACACAGUAAACUUGUUUAUACUGUUGAAUGUCCCUCUGAUCUCAAUGAUGAUAUUCCAAUACGUCAAUUAGUAAAGCAGAUCGAAGCAAAUAGUGUUAGCCUAUUUCAACGUCAAGCAGAAAAGACAGUCUUGCCUCUUAUUUGGAAAAUUGAUUCUGAUGUACCUGAUUAUUUAAUGGGUGAUAGUAUGAGACUAACUCAAAUAUUACUUAAUUUAUGUUCAAAUGCCGUAAAGUUUACAAAAUCAGGUGGGAUUCAAGUAAAAAUAGCGAGAUAUAAACCAUCAGAAUCAAACAUAGAAAAUGACGAUGAUGAUUCUCAUGCAUACACUUAUUUUAAACAACGUUAUGACGCAAAACUUGAAAGUACACAUGCCUGUAAGGAAUCGAAAAACAAGAGGAAUAAUGAUAUAGACAUGAAAAAUCGAUCUAGUUCCUCUGUCGUUCCUUCUAGUAUAAAAGACAUUGUAGAUCCUAGUUAUUGUUAUUAUUAUGAUGACGAUCAUGAGGAUAUGACAACAGAGGAAAAAGAGAUUGAAACGGAAAAAGUAAUGUUAGAAUUAUCAGUAACAGACACAGGUAUUGGUAUGCCUGCUAAUCGUCUUCCUCGUCUCUUUAAAUCCUUUUCUCAAAUCGAUAUAUCAACUGCAAGACGUUAUGGGGGUACUGGGCUUGGUUUAGCCAUCUCUAAUAUGCUUGUUGAUCGUAUGGGUGGUGCUCUAUGGGUUGAAUCAAAAGAGGGUCUAGGCUCAAGAUUUGCUUUGACUUUACCCUUAUUUGUUUCACCUAGAAGAAUUUCAUCAUCAACAAUGACUUAUCAGGGUUAUCUCACAGGUAUAUUAAAUAAAACAUCAUUACAACAAGAAUCUAUACCUUCUGGGUCUUCAAAAAUACUUAAACCAUAUAUAAAAUCAACAAGCGUAAAACAUAACAAUGAAGAAAAUUUAGCUUUACACUCUCCUAUCCAUAUUUUGUUAGCAGAAGAUAAUGUUUUGAACCAAAAAAUUGCAAUUAGUAUUUUAAAACGGUUAGGCUAUCAAGAUGUUAUCAUUGCUAGUAAUGGGCGUGAAGUAUUAGAAUUAAUGCGAAUACAUAAAUUUGACGUUAUUUUUGUAAACUUUCAAGUUUAA